AUAUAUAUAGCCACAUAUAUAUAGCCACAUAUAUAUAGCCACGUAUAUACAGCCACGUAUAUACAGCCAUAUAUAUGUAGCCACAAACACCCGAGCGAGAGCAGACACAACAACAACUCACCUCGGCGUGACCUGGCUGUUCAGCGGGCCCCCGACGGUAUUGUCAGUCGGGUGGCCGUACACCCCGUUCGCAGGCCGGACGCACCCCGUCCUCAGCCCCCUGCAGUUGGCACCGCACACGAUCCUCUCCGCCCGCGCCUUGGACGCCGGGUAGUUUCCAAAGAACUCGCCGUGGCGCCUCAGCGGCCGGAAGAAGUCGGACUCCUCCAGCACCUGGCAGUAGCCCCGCGGGAACGCGCCCCACCGCUCCCACGGCCACGGCGCCACCCACAGCCCCACGGGCCGGAUGCUGAUGGACGCGCUCGACGUGCUGACGAGGACGUCGGCGCCCGCGCGCCGCGCCGCCGCCAGCACGUUCUCCGUCCCGCCCACGUUGACGGCGUCGCAGAACCCGCCCACCAGCCGCGACCGCGCCGACGGGACGAUGACGGCCGCGGUGUGGAACACGGUCAGGGGCAGCCUCGCCACGGAGUCGUCGUCACCACCGCCCCAGGGCCGGAGGAAGGCGGCGUCGGUCGACUCCCGCGACGAGAUGUCCGCCCUGCAGAAUCCCACCCCGCCGAAGAGCGGGUGCUCCAGCAUGUCGCGCCUGUGCGGCGCGUGGAAGUCGACGAUGCGGAUCGUGUGGGGCGGCUGCCCGCGCUCCAGCAGCUGCAGCACGAUGUACCCGCCGACCAGGCCAGAGCCGCCCGUCACGAGGUAGCGCCUGCUGAGCCUCGGCGGGAGCUGGGCCGCGUACGAGGCGGUGGUGAUUGGGUCCUGGCGCAGGCGCUCGUAGGUCUUUUUGAUUUGCUCGUCUGUCCACCUGUCCCCGGCUAGGUUCUUCACCUCGCCUGGGGUGGUGCUGAGGAGGCGGUUGAGGUUGAUGAGGUACGCCAGCGCCAGGAGCAGGAGGGUGCCGGCGGCGGCUGCGAGGAGGCCUGGCAUUGUGUGUAUGGGGUUGGCCAUGGAUUAUUAUGCUUCGAUUUAAACAGGGUACAGUAGCAUCUGAGUGCUAUGAUUUUUAUCCUUCAUGUCGAUGGUUUUCAGAUGACUUCGAAAAAUAGUUGGGCAGUCAUCCGUCGUGGAGUCCCGCACGGGUGUUUCGCUUUGGAGAUUCCGGAGAAAUGGAGGGUUGCAGUCGUCCUGUCGUCAACGUCAGCCCAUCCUGCCCAUCCCAACUGCGGAUAGAGUUGGCUCGUCCCAGGGCCAGGGGCUCGGAUCCCGCGGCUUCUUCUCGAUUAUGCGCCUCGCCGCACUUCCCACUUCAUCUGGGCGCUUAUAGGGAUCACAAUCGUGGUCCAGGGCUGAAGAGUGGCGCAUCCAGUUCUCCAGCAGGCAUCUCAAAAAGCAAGCGUACUGUGGAGUCUUGGGCCCAGGGUUCAUUUUGGUAUACCAGGUACAUAUGCAGGCGACAUUUGCGGGGAGCAUGCAGUGUAGUCUGAUGGUUGGAGAGCUGGCUGUCGGCAAUGUAAUCCGUACGGGGGAGCGUAUGUCCUCGACCACGAGAGAACCGGUGGGGCCGGCUCCGACUCGGUGCGGGGCUCUCUCGGCUCCGGGCGCCGCGCCGCGCCGUUGUAGCUUGUGUCUUGGGCGGUCCGAUGUAAGUCAUCCUCGCAAAAAGGUUUUCUCAUAAUCUUCGUGAGGAAAUUUGCUGUCUUGGAGCCCAGAUAUCAUCGCACAAGAAUAAUUUGGCUCAGUGUAACUUUGCGUCUUGGGUAUGAACAAGAGGCGAGAUGACUGCAACGAUUUGGUGGAGACAGACUAAACGAAACAACCGCACCACCUGUACAGGUUGCAGCUCGGAAAUGCCAGCAUUGAUUCGAGGAUCUCGUUGGCAUUGCAUACGCCUCUACUGCCCUGUGCGUCAUCUAUGGCCCGGAAGGAAGUGGCAGCGUGCAGAUUUAAUAGGUAUGCCAUAACAUCCACGUCAUGUCAACGUCCACGGGGCGAAUCUGCAGGCAAGUCGGCCAUUCAGCAAUGUCAAGACCCAUCACUCCCUUUGCAUUUUCCUCUCACCAUAGCUACCUAGAUAGGUACUUACCGAAUCACUCCCCGUCUUCGUCAACUACAAGACCAUUGAAAUCUACACCCCUCUCCGGUUUUGAAUCGAUCCAUCCCAAUCAACUCCGUCCGUCUGGUUACGAACUAGACGACAAACAAUACCAAAUCAGACCCACAGCAACAUAAGUCCAGAAAAAGAUGUCUUGCACACGUGCCCUGCUACCCAAAUCUCUGGCCACGCGCCCCAGCCUCUCCGCCACACACAAAGCCCAGGCCCACGCCGCACGACCUGCAGCCCUCAUCCAAAGCCGCCACUACGCCGCCAAGGGCAGGGACAAGAAGGACGACCUCGGCGGCCCAGGCGGGCAGGAGCCCGCUGACCCCGAGGCCCGCGCCCAGCAGAACGCGAGCAUGCGCAACAAGACGAUGCUGGGCAUGGCCCUCGCCCUGGGCAUCCCGCUCUUCUACAUGGUCGGGCGGCCGGGCAGGAUCGCCGAGAGGGAGCUCGACACCAACUCCUCCGCGGGCACCCUGGCCGGGAAUAACCCGGGGGAGAAGCUGGGCGAGGUGCAGGGCGGCAUGCCGGGUGGCCGACAGGAGCAGCGGAAUCAGUGGCAGGGCAGUCCGGAGCAGGGCGCGAAGGCUACUAGGUAGAGAGGUGGGUGCGUCUUUUUUGGCGGCGACGACCAGUUGACGGAGACUGGUGGGUCGGGAGAACCGGAUUAUAAUUGAGUCGGCAUUGACGGAAUCAGUGAUCAGUUAGUUCUCUAACUGGGGUGGACGCAGGAUGAACCGAAUAGAAGGAUCAGACUCGAGCGACUGUCUAUCGGCAUGUCUUUCAACGCAAGCCCGUUUGUCUUAUACUUUGGAAUGACUUGUCUUGACCACUUCCAAAAGCUUCAAGCCUCGAGGUGGUGUUCCUCGGAUUGAUGUCAUAUCCAUGCGCAUUCCCUAG
This is a messenger RNA of Diaporthe batatas, 3058 nucleotides long. RefSeq lists its product as uncharacterized. Bases 2302 to 2757 code for a protein of 151 amino acids. The transcript is spliced from 2 exons. Lineage: Eukaryota; Fungi; Ascomycota; Sordariomycetes; Diaporthales; Diaporthaceae. The record is from RefSeq and is a predicted model, not a curated record.